Messenger RNA from Trichoplax adhaerens, 1101 nucleotides. RefSeq lists its product as uncharacterized. Gene Ontology annotation, molecular function: protein kinase A regulatory subunit binding. Gene Ontology annotation, biological process: activation of protein kinase A activity. The record is from RefSeq and is a predicted model, not a curated record. NCBI's taxonomy places the organism in Eukaryota, Metazoa, Placozoa, Uniplacotomia, Trichoplacea, Trichoplacidae. The transcript is spliced from 5 exons. Gene Ontology annotation, cellular component: cytoplasm. The coding region runs from base 1 to 1101 and encodes 366 amino acids.
AUGGCAGAAGCACAAGACGCCUUUAAUACUCCCCAAAAAGAGAUGCCACACAACAAUGCAACUCCAGUGGAUGAAGCGGCUCAGAUUCGAAACAGAAAUCUAAUUUCUGGUAAUGCUGUUAGCAAUCAACCAGAAACAAUGGAUGAACAAGAUAAUUCGAAAGAACCUUUAGCCGAUUCGCAGGUAGCUACCAACGAAAAUAAUAAAGGUGUAUGGAAUUGGAUUUCUACUGCUGUUGAAAGUAGUAUAGGACUCAAUGCAAGUAGUCUUGUCAAAACUGCCAAAGAAAAUUUAUCUAAUGUUAAAGGCAGUGCAGUUGAAGGUGCUCAAGCGAUCGGGCGCAAUGUUGUUGAAACUACAAAGAAAUCAGUAGAUAUGAUGAUGUCGACAUUAGAUCCUGGACUUUCUGCUAAUCAAAAUGUUGACAAUCUACCCGUCGAGGUUAUUGUGUCCGCAAGGAAAGGCUAUGUCGUGCAGGCAGUGCACGACUCGUUUAAGGAAGUCUUUUAUUAUGCCACUGUAAGUUAUCAACCUUUAGAAACCGUUUUAAAUAUGGCACCACAACCGGUUGGCUUUUCCGCAGGUCUUAAAGCUGCAAAACAAAUGAUUGCUCGUACUAAAGAUGUUAACAAUAAUCGUCCUGACAUAGUGUAUGUUGGUGUCUCAAUCUUUAUUGCUGAAGUGGUACCCGGAAGUUGGUUCGAGAUAACAUGUGUAGCCCUUGAAGAUAUCGCGCAUGAUAUUUGUUUAGAGACUUUCUCUCAGGCUUCCAGAAUUCCUACUGAAUAUGUUUUGAAAGCACAAGAGCAAACACCUGAUGAUUACCCUUUGAGAUGGUCAGGAUUAGCUGUAACUUGUGGGCAUCUGAUUAGGGCUGAUCGUGAUAUUGACGGAGAUUGGCACGAAGAAAUUUUUGGAUUAAGUCUGCACGAAAUUGUUGCUAUAGCAACAUCCGUUUUAGCUGGAGAGUACAGAAAAGCACUAGAAAAUUUAAUAGCUUCAGCCAGAGAAACUGCUGAAGCAAUAAUCGAAACUCAAAUAAACUUAAAGGGUUCAGAUUCAGUUAUUGAAUCGCUCAUCGAAACUGAAGGGAACAUAUAA